AGCAUUCUUGAGGAGAUGAAGGCGAGCUGGGUCCUUGCUAAAGCGGUGGCGCGGUGUGUGACGCCAUGGAGCGGCGCACACGCAUCGCUCUCGGGGCCGCACGGAGGCGUGGGCACGAUGAUGCCUGGAGAGACGCCACCGCCGCCGGCCGGAACUGCGGCCGCCGGCAGGGCCUGCGCGAACUGCGGUGUUCUCCAGCAGAAUAUGAAUGAAUAUGUAGCUGCAUUAAUUGCAUUGAAGCAAAAAAUAAUUGAUGGAGAUCGUUUGCUGACAGAGUAUCAACAGAAAUGCACUGAGCUUCAAUUUGCUGAACGAGAGAUCUCUGCUCUUCGUUGCCAAGUGGAGAAGAUGUUACAGAAAAUUCUGCCUCUGGAAAAGUGUCAGGAAGAGUUGGGUUCCUUGAAGGCAGAGUUGGAAGAAAAAAAGAAUUCUCUCAAGAUUUAUCAGGAGACCCAACUGGAAUAUGUUAAAAUUAAAGAAGAAAUAUUAAACAGUGAUGCUGUGAGAAAGAAACUGGAAACUAAAGUGAAAAAACUUGAAGAGGCUGCAACAAAACAUACACAGGACUUCAGACAACUAAAAACUGAAAAGAAAAGGCUUGAAAAGGAGCUGAAAAAAGUACAAGGAAAACUUGAUGGUGUAAUUAAAGAGAAGUGCAGAAAAUUUAAACAUGCAGAAACUCAGAGUUCAAGUGAAGAUCUUGCAACGUAUAUAGACAAAGGAAGAGCGAUGUUCUUAUUAGAACAACUCCGGAUGUGCAUUGACAGUGCAAAAGGAAAAAGAGAGAAUGAGAAAAAUGAUCCUGUGUUAGACACCAUACAAAUCCACCAAAAGAUCAGGAAGAGUGAUGGAAAAACACUACCUUGGUGUUCUUCAGGGGAAAGUGCUGUAAAGCAAAAUUCUGUAACAGCGAUGAUAAUUCAAACAAGUACUGAGCCCUUUGGAGAUGAUUGUGCUGUGAACAGGACUACUGAAGAACAACUUCACAGUGGUGAGGAUAAAAAUGUAGAUGUGAUAAUACAGACAGGCAGGGAGCACAGCACUUCAGGCUUCUCCAGUCAGGAGCAGAGAGACCCAGGUGGAAAUGUGAUGGAUAUAUUGAAUUGGGCCAGACCUCUUCCUGCUCUACUUUCUCCAGUACAGCUUUCACCACUUACUACACAGGAUAUGUUCUUGGGAGAAGUCACAGGUUCCAGUGAUGAAGAAGAUGAUUGCAGUACUUCUGCACUGGAGGAUAUUUUACAAGAAGACCAAGUUCAGCCUCUGAGUUGUAAUGUAAUCAGCCCUGGUGAUGAGUGUAACAGACAGUGCAAAUCAUGUGAGCAUGGUUUUGAUGCAGAAAUCUCACUUAAUCUGAGUUGGAAUGAAAAGAAUAUUCAUAUCAGUCCUAAGACGUCAAGGAAGGAGAGAGAUGCUGAAAGAAAGCAAGCCGAAGGUGCUACUCUAAUGACAAACAUGGUAACUAACAAAUAUUGUUUGGAGGAGAAUUCUGGGGAUGUGGAAACUGAGAACAGAAAACUAACUGGAGCAACAGCACACAAAUUGGGAGACAUGGAAGAACAGAAAGGAGAUGGUGAGGACAUGAACAGUGAAGAGGGAGAUUCUUCAGUAGAUUUUGUGUUACAAAGUUUCAAGUCUCAGAAUCAGAUAGAAAAAUGUAGUGUGGUAGAGCAAACAGAGGAGAAUGUAACCUUAAUUAGAGCUGUUGAUAAUGAGGGUACACAUGAAAAAUGUGGUGAAUUAGUAAAUGUAGAGAGAGAUAAAUUAGUAGCACAGAGAGAAGCUUCCAGAGAAGCAUCUGUUCUGCAGAGUGUUUCUCAUUUCCUAUCUAAGCAAUGCAUUGUGCUUCAAAGAGAAGAUGCUGAGGAAAAAUCUGAUGAGUUGAUAGAAAAUGAAGUGGUUGAAAAUAAAUCAAAAAAUGCAGUCAAAUUAACUAAUAUGACUGGAGCUAUUGAGAUCUCUGCACACUCUCAGUGCUCUGAAAUAAAAUAUGACAGUGAAGAGAUUCUGGAGAAACAACAUAUGCACACAAAAGACAAAGUGAACAGAGAAUGUGAACCAGAGACUGUUCAAGUCUCUAGGCAUUAUUUACCUGUAUCUGCUACUGAAGGAAUCAGAACUUUGUCAGUCUUUCCAAAUGAUGAACACCUCAAAAUUGAAGACAUGAAUAUAACCAGAGCUCUAACUCCUGAACUACCUAUGAAAUUUAACAGAGGAAGUGUUCUAGAAAUAGCUGAAUUGUCAGAGCUACUCCAUAGUGCAGAAAAUGUAAAACUAGUAGAUAUAAAGGAGGUGGUAGGUUUACAAAGCAAACCACAUCACGAGGAAGAUGGUAGUAAUUUAUCUCAAAGGAAGUCAAACUUAGAAAAUAUACUUUCACUAUCAAAGACAGCAUGCAUUAUUGGUGCAGAAAGCAGUGUAGCUAAGUGUGGAUCUUCUGCAUUAGAUUUUACAGAAGUGAAAGGUGAAAUAAAACAAUCUGAAAACUUAUGUAAGACAUUAGAAUGUGGGCAGUCCAAAUCUCAAAACUUUAGACUGUUUGAAUCUCUAGAGACUGAAGUCAGAGUUAAUCCAGAAGAUUGUGGAGGGGAAAUCAGUGAGUUGUUAGCAAGAGGGGAUACAAUUGAAUCUAUCUUAAGAGAAAGUAAUCCCAUUUCUCAGGAACAGUGUGCAAAACCUCUGACUCAGCUCUUGAUAACUGAAGAUUUUAAAUGUGAUGAAAUAAAAGGGAAAUUAAAUAAACAAAGCAAGGAAUUGGUGACUGAGACUUGCUUCAGUUCACUGAAGCAGGAAAAGAAUGUUUUGAAGAAAAAUGAUAUUUUGGAGAUCAUUUGCCAUCCUACUUCAGAAAUGGAAUAUAGAAGUGGCUUGGCUUUUUCUACUCAAAAGGACUUGGAGAAAUGCUGUACAAGUAAUGAGGAAACCAAUUCUCCUGUGCAAGUGGGAAUUGGCUUGGAAUCCACAAGAUCUCCGGAUCUAAAUUUCAGUCUUCAGAAAGUUGUUAGUUUCCUUGAAACUAACUUAGCAGGAAAGGCUGCUUUUUCCUGUACUUGGGAAAACAAGGGACAAGAUUCCAUUAUGAGUAGUAUAUUUAACUGUUCUUCAGAUAACUUAGAAGAGGGUGCUGAGAUUCUGUCUACUGAACAAGUCAACAUGGGCAAAGAGCCAGGUUGCCCUGAGAGAGAAUAUGUACACAAAAAUGAAGAGAAAACUUCAGAUAAGGAGCAGUCAGUAGAUAAAGAACCUCAAGCAUCUGUUAAAUCUCAGAUCAUAUAUGCAAACACUUAUAAGAAGAAUGCUUUUCUCCAAAAGUUUGAUUGUCAAGAAUCGGGAUGCAGGACUUCUAUGUGGAAGGUUAGAACAGGUCCUUCUAGAAUUUAUUCACUAACAGGUGGGAGAGAAAGUAAAGAACUGAAUAGUUUUGUGGGUUCUGGGAAAAAUGCCAUAAUAAAUUGUAAAAGUGAUUUUGAUAUGCCAGAGCAGAGCAAUGACUCUGAAGAAAAGGACUGUUCUAUACAAAAAGUUAAGUACGUGAAGUGUUCUGAAUGUGUUCCAAUGUUUAGAAACAAACUGAGAGCUUCCAGCAGAAUUGCAUUGGGUGCUCUGGAAACCGGUGCAAUUGUUGAUGCUGAUUACCAAGUAUGUGAACUUCAUUCAAUGAUGCACCCAGGAAGUACUUUCACAGUUAGUCACCUAAAAGCAGACACUGUCGUGGGUAUGAAUCCACAGUGUGAACCAAAUAACUCUGGAGAUACUGCAAAUGAGUGGUCAAGUGUGACUGGGGAGAGUUGUCCUGAAGACUCAGCCUCUUGGAAAACAGAAUGUAUAUUAGUAACCUCUCAAAAUACUGAGAGUGCUAAUGAACUCAUGCAGUCUAACAUAGCUGGAUGCAUCAGUCACAAUGAGGAAAGUCUAUUAAAAUCUGGAACAUCAAAAGAAAGCCUUGUGACGCCAAAUGCUUCAAAAAAUAGGUUGCCACUAUGCAAGAUGUUAAGCAGAUUCUCAGAAAAUUGCAGGCUGACUGUAAAAACCAGUAAAUUAAAUGCAAGAAUGCUAGCACUUGGCAAUUUCUUAGAAGAAAAUGAUUUUGCUAAACUUCAGUCAAAUGGGAAACAAGGUUUAUUACACAGUGUUGAUACGGGGGUCUCAGUGUUUGAAGAAUAUAAUAAUAAUAAUCAAACUGCUUACAAUACAGGAGAAAGCAGCACUGAUGUUAUCAUAGAUAGUGGUACAAAAAACAUUUUACUCAAUUAUCUUCCAAGUCCAGCCCUCUCUGAUGUAAGGUGCAGUUGUCAAACAGUUGGUCAGCUUUCUGAACCACAAAAGACAGUAUUAGAGAAGUUACAUAUGGUGGAAUCAGAGUCUUCUGCUCUCAAGAAGAGCAAUAAGUGGAAGUGUAAAGAGCAAGAACCAUCUGAAAUGUUGACUGUUUCUGCCAAAACAACUGCCCAAGUAAUGCAUACCAAGCUAUCAAAGAAACUGUUUCAAGGUAAAAGAAAAACAAAGACUCUUAAAGUUACCCAGCCAGUUCUUGCAAAUGCUAAUACUUCUGUGGCAAAAAAAUGCUCAUCUGAGAUGAUAAAUAAAAUCAGGGAAGAGAUAGGUCCUCCUCUGCCCCCCUUGCUACUGCCUCUGAUUGCUACUCCUCCAAAAACUGCCUGUACUGUGUCCCCAGUAAUGUCUUCUACAGGUCAAUUCUCUCUGCUUUCCCCUCUUGAUGAUCUAAUAUCCCCACUAUGCAAAACUCCUGUUCUUCCUCUCAUGUCCCCAUUAACAGAUACUCCAGCAGUAAAAUCUGCUAUUUUAUUUUCUCCUCCCUCACCCUCAGAAAUGGCAGUAGGUAGAAGGAUUCGCUCCUCACCUUUGAAAUUUUGUACUUCCAUUCCAAAGCAUGCACUUCCCGUUCCAGGAAGAUUUCCUCUCUUUGCAGCAGUUAGUGCUGGUCCAGGUGCCCUUCAGGAGAACUCUGUGAAAAUAUUGGACACUAUGUAUCCAGAGCUGUCUGCAAGGGCAAGGACACUAAACAUUCUGAAAGGCAAUAUUCAGCUUAACCGAUGUACUUUUUCAGACAGCCAAAGUUUUCCAGGACCUGUGCCUCAAGUAGGUGGAUUCAAAGCAAUUGCAUCUACAUCAACUGCUUUUCUUAAAGCUGGGAGCAAUUUGAAAUCUGAUAGUGGCAAAGAUGAAGACAAAGAUGUGCAAAAUCAGCAAUUCUUUUCAAAUCAUCUUGGAAAAAGGACGCUACUGCAGGUAUCUAUGCCAAGAAGUGCCAAAAGACUGAGGCUGGAGAGUGAACCACCAAGGAUGGAGCCUAGUGAUGUUACUGCUGUCAGAAAUACUAAAAAUACCAUCUCUGAAAUGCAGGAGGCUUUCCAUGGUAUAAGCUAUGAAAUCAGUGAUUCAUCACAGUGUUCCAAUUUAGAAGAAUCACUACCAGUAAAGAAGGAUUCUGAGUGCCAGAAAGUUUCUUUGGCAUUAAAGAAAGUUGCUGAAUCCUGUUUUGACUUGUUACCAGUUAUCAAAGGUCAUGUGUAUGUUGGUAAUAUCUCAAAGAUUCCAGUAAUGAGAGAUGAAGAGAGAGAAGUUGUCUAUGAAUUUGGUAUAAAAAACAAGCAUUUAGCAGAGUCCUUGCUGUGUGUUAUUCUCAAUAAGCUGAAGGCUCAGAAGAAUGCCCCAAAUUAUAAUUUCAGUCAGGCUUUGUGUCGACUCUAUGCAGGAAUUUGUCGACAGUUGGGAGAUUUGGAAAGAGCCCGCCUUUUCUGCUAUAGUCUACUUAAAGAAGACUAUCCAGACUCAGAAAAAUUGAUUUUAUUUAUCACAAAUGUAUGGUCUGACAUAUUUGUCUUCCAAGGUGCAAUUAACAAAGCUAUGCAAUUAGUUGUCAGGAGGAGUGCAAGCAAUGAGAUGCUGGCCUGUUUAAGUGCUUAUCUCAACUGGGAAGAGAGUUCAUCUUUAGAUGCUGGUAUUAUGGUCUCAAACCUGCUUUUAGAAAUGCAGUCAUGUACAAAAGUAGAAUUUCACCUGAGUGAGCAGUAUGGAGAAGAUCUCAGUGAAGAUGCUUGGCAGUAUAUAUUUGCUGUUGAUUUACUCUGCUCUCAUAUGAAGUGGGAUUGGACACAUGAUAACGUUAUAAGCAAAGUGCUUUGGCCUUCUAUGGAUAACUGGAUAAAGAAGAGAAAGGGGCAUGAAACUGCUCAAUCAAUUCGUGAUAGUGUUAUAGCAUUGACACUCAGGCUAAUUGGUCGAUUAGGACAAAUAGGUUUGAAGGAAGGCUAUCUUGCUGCAGUGAAGAAUAUUAGUUCAGUAAUUGGACUGUUUGUACAGCAUGCAAAAGAGGAAGCUAUUCCUUGGGGUGUGCAGCUGGCAGCCGUAUAUUCACUAUGUGACUUGGGUUCAAGCAAUCCAGAAGGUAUUGUUGAGGCCAUCCAUACCUGGAGAACAAAAGUUCAUGACAACAUCCCUUCUGCUAUCACAGAUGGCAUAGCUGAAAUCACCUCUCUGUGUGAAAUGGAGCUAAACUAGGGAAGUGGACUGAUCUAAAGGAAAAAGUGCCUUACCUAUUAAGCAGUAGUUGGUUCCAGUUAAGAAUCAUACCAAGUGGUGUGUCUUCUUGUAUUUCAUGCUUUUAAUCAGAAUGUCUGAUCAUACAAAGCAAGGUCAAGUAUUUUAUUUGGCUUUUCUGUUUGAAGGAAGAGUUUUUAUAAAAUAAACAAAAAUACUUGCUUUUCCUAGUAGCUGAUUAGUGAUCUGAAAACGAGUGCAUCUUGAACUUCUGAUAUAUUUCUGGUUUGAUGACAAUAAAAAUCAGUAACAGUUUUUGUUUUUCUACCUACAUCAGUUUGGAGUAUGGACUAUUUGACAGAAUAUUCAGCGUGACUUGAAAACCUGGCUCUAUUAUUUUGUACUAUUUUAAUAAAGUAACCAUUCAGAUAGCAGAACAUUCCCCAGAUUCUGCUUUAUUUUGCUUGGGUUGUCUUAUAAACUUAAUUUAAAAUACUUGUGGAAAACAGGUAGGAAUUGACUUUUUUUGUAGCCAUUGUGUAUGGAGUAACAGAUACUAAAUCUCUAAACUUGUAUAUAUGGUGUAUUCUGAUGUGUCUCACAUUUGAUAUUUUUUCCACUUGGAGAAUUUUGUGUAUGUAAAUAGAGUUGGUUGAAAAAAAGUUCAUGUUUCUAAUGAUAGCUUCACUACACUCUGUUUUUGUAUCUCUCAUAAUAAAAGAGAUGAAUACUA
Molecule: messenger RNA, 7234 nt
Organism: Agelaius phoeniceus (red-winged blackbird)
Lineage: Eukaryota; Metazoa; Chordata; Aves; Passeriformes; Icteridae
Source: RefSeq, a predicted model, not a curated record